Carya illinoinensis is the source of this 1881-nucleotide messenger RNA. RefSeq lists its product as uncharacterized. NCBI's taxonomy places the organism in Eukaryota, Viridiplantae, Streptophyta, Magnoliopsida, Fagales, Juglandaceae. Bases 1 to 1881 code for a protein of 626 amino acids. The record is from RefSeq and is a predicted model, not a curated record. The transcript is spliced from 2 exons.
AUGGUUCAGGAAAUGAGACUUCGGGAUGGUUCACAUUUGACCACCCCGGAAUCCAUUCAUUCAGGUGCAGUGGACUUCUUAAGAUCUUUUCUUCAAGUGAGACCUCAUAGAGAUCUCCCAGAUUUGUCAACCUAUGUUCAGACCACUCUUCUAGAGGAGAAGAAUGACAGCCUCCUAAAGCUCCCUUCGAUCCUAGAGGUAAAAGAGGCUAUAUUUUCCAUCCCUAUAGAUAGUAGUCCUGGUCCUGAUGGGUUUGGCUCAGGAUUCUAUAGAGUGUGUUGGGAUUUGGUUGAAGUCGAUGUGGUGGCAGUAGUCAGAGACAUGUAUAGUGGGGUCCCAAUGCCAAGAUUCUACUCAGCUUUGUACAUCGCUCUCAUUCCGAAAAUGCAACAACCCACAUGUUUUGAUAAGUUUCGACCCAUAAGUUUGUGCUCGGUCAUUUACAAGCUAUUUGCAAAAAUUCUGGUGCGACGGAUGUCCCUUAUUCUAAGCAUAAUUAUAUCUCCUGAACAAGGGGCCUUCUUGCCAGGGAGAAGCAUUUUUGAAAAUAUCACUUUGGCCCAAGAAAUGAUUCACAUGAUAAAUAGAAAGGUCCGUGGGGGAAAUGUACUCAUCGAAGUGGACAUAGCCAAAGCGUACGAUAGUCUUGAUCGGGAUUUCUUAUUACAUGUCAUGACGUCUUUUGGCUUCUCUACCCGGUUCUGUGAAUUAAUUAGACAAUGUAUUUCGAUUCCAUGGUUCUCAGUGGUUAUGAAUGGGUCAGCUAAAGGUUUCUUCCCCAGUGGUCGUGGACUACGCCAAGGUGAUCUUUUGUCCCCUUACUUGUUCAUUCUAGUUCAAGAAAUCCUAUCUCGCUUGCUAAAACAUAAUUUUGAGAUGGGGAAAAUUGCACCUUACUCCCACCCUCGUGGCACUCUCCUGGUCUCCCAUUUAUUUUAUGCUGAUGAUAUUGUGGUCUUUGCAAAUGGGAGUAGUGCCUUCCUUGGAAGGAUAAAGGUGUCUUAUUUUGAGGACUUACUGAACCGUAUCCGUGAUCGUCUAGAGGGGUGGCAAAAUAGGCUCUUAUCAGCUGGUGCUCAUCUCCUUUUACUACGCCAUGUGGUAUCAAGCAUCCCGGUUCAUCUACUCUCAGUGUUACAUGCUCCCAAGAAAGUGGUCUUCUCGCUAAACAGGAUUAUGAGCAAUUUUUUCUGGGGUACCUCAAAUGGCAAACAGAAGCGUAAAUGGGUGGCUUGGCAAAAGGUUUGUAUGUCGACCAAGGAAGGGGAGCUGGGCCUAAGAAAAUUUGAAGAAGUUCAGUCUUCCCUAUUCAUGAAGCUUGCUUGGAACCUGUUGUCCUGUGACUCUCUAUGGGCAAAUUUUUUCACGAAGAAGUACUGUAAGGGAGCACAUGUGACAUUAAUUGAUAACACUAAAGGAUCACCUCUGUGGAAAUGUAUUAUGACUAUGGUUCCGAAUAUUCUUAAUAAUGCUUUGUGGCAGAUUAAGGAAGGACAAGUUUCCUUUUGUCGGGAUCCCUGGUUAAAGUCUGGCCCCUUGGUAGAGUCUUGCGAGAUGAGUGCACAACCGUCUUUAAAGGUAAGGGAGUGCAGAAUUCAGAAUGGUUGGGAUGUGGAUUUGUUAGUAAACCUGGUGGGGGAAACAAAAGCAGAAGAAAUUCUAAAUAGCCUAGGGGCACACAAAGAAGGCACAGAUGUGCUAAUUUGGAAACCGGCCUUGAAUGGGGUUUUCUCAUCUAAGUCGGCUUGGGAGUGUAUUCGUGUUCACACGCCAAAAUCUAAAUGGGCCAACUGGAUAUGGCACCCCGCCCUCCCCAAGAAGUAUUCGGUUACAAUCUGGAAGGCUUUGAAUUAUAGCCUUUGUGUUGAUGAUCGCAUUUGA